Molecule: messenger RNA, 4535 nt
Organism: Zootoca vivipara (common lizard)
Lineage: Eukaryota; Metazoa; Chordata; Lepidosauria; Squamata; Lacertidae
Gene: NPFFR1
Product: neuropeptide FF receptor 1
Biological process (GO): G protein-coupled receptor signaling pathway; cellular response to hormone stimulus
Cellular component (GO): plasma membrane
Molecular function (GO): peptide binding; neuropeptide receptor activity
Source: RefSeq, a predicted model, not a curated record
ACAGAGCAAAGCCAGUUAGCAGCAUCUGCUUCAGUCACCAGCUGGAUUGCAAACAGCCCUCCAAUUUCCACCUGCUGCAGAGCAGAGAAUUCUGGAGCUGUUCAUCAGAAGGAGCUGGGAUAACUAGAGAGGACCUACACCCAAACCAUUGCAAAAGAAACUUGAAACACCAACAAGUCUUUUGAAACAUUUCCCAAAAAGGCAUCCUUGAAGUGUGUGUGUGUUCUUAAGGAGUUAAAAACCGAAUAAGGGCAAACUGAAUAUUUGCAAAGUCUCUGCGUGUUUGCUUCACUGAAAUCCUGCAGUGAGAUCUUGAACCAACGACAGUUUGCAGAGUGCCUGAUCUUGAAAACUGCUUCCAUUGUACUGGAACAGGAGCAGAGAGGCAGACCUGUGGAAACGGGGGUAUUAUAGAAAGAAGCAGCAUCUUUGACAAAGCAACGUAAGCUCUCCAAACUGCAGGGGCACUGAUUUAAGUGCAAGCAACCGACUCUCAGGCCAGCUGUUGUUCAAGAGAGAAUACUCUUCCCUUGAAAUAGCAUGACUGACUUAUUACUGUGUGUGUGUGAAAAAGACUAAGCCUAGAGGAAGGAACAUCGCAGAGCAGGUCUGAUUUGAAUACUCUGGUCCACUGUCGAAAACUCAACCCCCCACAGAUAUAGUUGGAGAAUAAAAGCUGGGGACUCGCAGCAUCAUGGAAGAUGAGGAAGGUGACACAUCCUGCCCUACCAACAGCAGCCCAUCCUUCACCAGGAAUGAAAGCCGCAGCCAGAUCUAUAGGGGGAACUAUACCUUCUCCUCCUACUAUCAGCACUCCUCUCCAGUGGCCGCCAUGUUUAUUGUUGCCUACGUCUGUAUCUUCUUCGUGUGCAUGGUCGGCAACAUGCUGGUGUGCUUCAUAGUGCUGAAGAACCGGCAGAUGAGAACAGUCACCAACAUAUUCAUCCUCAACCUGGCUAUCAGUGAUGUCUUGGUGGGGAUCUUCUGCAUGCCGACCACCCUGGUGGACAACCUGAUUACAGGCUGGCCAUUUGACAUCAUCAUGUGUAAAAUGAGUGGCUUGGUCCAAGGGAUGUCUGUCUCCGCUUCCGUGUUCACCCUGGUAGCCAUUGCAGUGGAAAGGUUCCGCUGUAUAGUGUACCCAUUCAGGCAGAAGCUAACCCUAAGGAAAGCUCUGGUCACCAUCAUUAUAAUUUGGGUCUUGGCCUUAAUCAUCAUGUGCCCCUCUGCAGUCACCUUGACCGUCACCCGGGAUGAGUACCACUUCAUGCUGGAUGCCUACAACAAUUCCUACCCGCUCUACUCCUGCUGGGAGGCAUGGCCGGACAAGGAGAUGCGCAAGAUCUACACAACCGUUCUUUUCUCUCACAUUUACCUGGCCCCUCUCACCUCGAUUGUGAUUAUGUACGCCCGGAUUGCCUUCAAACUCUUCAAGUCAUCCGCAAGCAUUAGAGGCUCCCAGUUGGAGGAGAACGAGGGAAGGAGAGUGUCCAAGAGGAAAAUCAGAGUUAUCAACAUGUUGAUCAUUGUGGCGUUGUUCUUCACCCUCUCUUGGCUGCCCCUCUGGACUUUAAUGCUGCUGACAGACUACGGGAACCUCACCGAGAGUCAACUCAACCUUGUCACAGUUUAUUUUUUCCCCUUUGCCCAUUGGCUGGCUUUCUUUAACAGUAGCAUCAACCCAAUCAUCUACGGGUACUUCAACGAGAACUUCCGGAGAGGAUUCCAGGAGGCCUUCCAAGUCCAGCUCUGCUCCAUGAAGACAGAACACAAAAACACCUAUUCUGGCAGGACCAACAGUGGGUUGCUUUUUGGGGCACGCAAUCGGAUUUUUGUCGAAGUUCAAGGCAGUGACUCAGCACAGCCCUCUGAGUCUGGUCAGAGUAGCCUUUUGAGAACAGGGCUGUAUCCUGCAAGGAACGGAAAGGUAGCUCACCAUGGUCUGAUGGUGGAGGACUUUGACAGCAAAAGUUGCUCCCCCAAAACUGUCAGUAUCCCAGCUUGGGAUAUCUAAAGAUAUUUGAGAUGCUGAUGGAUUGAUUGUACAAUAUAUUGUUACAUUACUUUCACAGUAUGUGAGCCAUAUCCAUUUCCAGUAAGCUUUUCAAGACCAAAACCCAUUGUUGGUGUAGAUAUCUACAUGAAAGGACUUGACAUUUGUGGAACUUCCUCUUCUUAUCCUGGGUUUUGAUAUUUUGGUAUGAUACGCACCAGUUUUUAUAAAGCGCUGCAAUUUAUAAAUGCUUAUUCCUCCCCUUAGAACCUUGCAUAUAUUCCAAAUGAGGUGUUGGGAUUCAGGCCUGUGUUUAAAGAGGAACCGGGACAGAACAAUUAUUCUGAACUAGAUUUCUAAACAGAAGCGCAGUUGGAUGUGAAUGGUCAGCAACCUCAUAUGUUGGAGACUGCUUGUUGUGCUACCUCAAUAAUAAAAGCAAGGUAAGAGUGAGAAGUGAGAGGAAGAAAAGCCUCCAAUCAGGAAACAGGAAGAUACAUUAUUUAGAGCACACACACCUGCAGACCAUUCACUUACUCUAUAUCAGCCCCAUAAUUGAUCCAUUAACUUUUGUGAGACUGCCCUAGAAUGAUUCAAAUGUUACUGUUGUGUCACGGCUGCUGCUUCUACAUGAUCAGAUGCCAGAGUUUUGGUUUGGUUCUUUUGGUUGUUGUUUUUUUGUAGGAAGGUGCCUCUGGAAUCUGAGAUUCCAGCUAGCAAAUAUUAAGUUUUGAGAAGCAAAUUCAAAACCUAUAGUGUUGGCAGAGAGCGUUUUUUUUUGUUCCCAGCUUAUGGGGUGGGUGUGGGUUACCAGUUUUAUUCAUGUCACCAGGAGCCAAGUUUAAAUGGUGGCAGCACAGCCAGAUCCUGUCAGGGAUUUGGCUGGGGUUUUUUGUAUUAAUACGCAUCACUUUAAAUUUGAAUACUGUUGAUGUGGGUAUCUCAUUGGCCAAUUUGUUGCCCAUUCACCCUCUUGGAGAGAUUGUCACCAAGUUGGUGACAUCUACCUCACUGCUCAGCCUUGACUCCGUGUUAUUUAUGAAUAAGUUAAAUAACACCAGCCCUAAAACAUAUACUUAGAGGAAUGUGUCUCUUAGUUUUAGCAAUGAAAGAAAUUAUCUAUCUCCUCACAACCCCUGCUUCCUGGUGUAUGCCCAUUAGAGGACUUACCUGUACUUUUAUCUGUUUAUUUUCUCCACAGUUACUAAGUCUCCUUAGGAACCUCAGCUGAAAGAGUUUGUAAAAGCUUUUUGAAAGUCCAGGUAUAUAAUACCUGUCAGAUUACCUCUACCUGCAUGUUUGUUGGUGUUGAUACACUAAAAAAAAAAAAUUCUAGAAGGGGUGGUGAGGCGGUGUUCCGUUAAUUUUAUUAUGCUGACUUUAAAUGUUUAGCCCACCUUUCACACAACUUUGCAGAGUAGCUUGUUGUUCUUUAAUUGUUACACUGGGGACUCAGCUACACAGCUGCAAAUAAAACAUUAUAUACCAUAAAUGUGUUGUAAAGUGCAAUAUACAAAUAUGACACUAGAUGGCGACAGUGAGCUAUGCAAAAUUCAAUGUAUUUUUCAAAACUUUUUAAUAUGUGUGUAGAUUCCACCCUGGAGAGGAGAUGACAAUCCUCAUUUCAUUUCAGAAAGGGGUGCAUUUCCACCACAUGGGGUUGCCAAAUGAUCAGAAUAAAGAGACUGUCCUGCUUUUUAACAGCAGCUUGAUCUACAGAAACCAGCAGAUGAAGCUCUUCACCACAGGAAGAAAAACAUGGUUUCAAAUCAAGCGGCUGUGAAAGGCACUGGAUCAGGGACCUUUUUAAAAAUAAAAAAUAAAAUAAAAGUUCUACUUUAUUUCAAAUACAGUGGUACCUCUGGUUAAGAACUUAAUUCGUUCCAGAGGUCUGUUCUUAACCUGAAACUGUUCUUAACCUGAAGCACCACGUUAGCUAAUGGGGCCUCCUGCUGUUGCACCGCCGCCGGAGCACGAUUUCUGUUCUCAUCCUUAAGCAACGUUCUUAACCUGAGGUACUAUUUCUGGGUUAGCGGAGUCUGUAACCUGAAGCAUUUGUAACCCGAGGUACCACUGUACAUGGCUUGUAUCCUUCACUAACCCCACAUUUUAAAGAAUAAAACAACCAAGAAAAUGGAGGAUGUGCAUGUUUGUAUAAGAAAGCAUUACUGAAGCUCAAAGGCAAACCCAAGAGGAGAAUUCAUUUGCUGAAUCAAAGUGUUUACUGCCUGUAUUGGUCUGUUAUCUUCCAUUGCACUGUGACUAAAGACUACCUACCAGAACUCUUUAUUGCCAUUUUUGUAAAUUAACUGUCCUGUGUUGUGAAGGUGGUUAUGAUGCUAUUACAUAGUUGUUGACAAUGUAUCAGAAAUAAAAGAUACUCUUUGUUGCUGUAUGCUUUUAAAUUAUGAGAAUAUUUGUAGCUGCUGCUGCUGCUGCUGCUGCUGAAAUUCUCUGUUGCAUUUAGGGUUGGCCAGCUUCUAGGCAUUGGAAGGAAGCUGCCUCGUGAACUUGAAACAGUUUAGCUUAUAUGUCCAAAGAU